AGAGGAAUUUAAUUUCCACACAGACACAAGAAAUGGCAUCUUUCAACAAAUUAAAAAAUGUGCUAAUGCUGGCGUUUGAAUGGAUCCUGUACAGUGCUGGUGUUGCAGGUCACUGCCGAGUCACUGUAACACAGCCCAGGUUUCAGCAAGCUGACUCCUCCAUGAACAAUGUGUCCCUAACAUGCACUUUCUCCGCCUCUGGAUGCUCCUCGUCCUCACCUGAAGUUCUGUGGUUUCGCUUUUUAACUAAUACACAUCAGGAUUUGUGUACUCCUGGAUGCACAGAUCAUCAGAAGUACAAAGUACAUUCAUCAGAAAAGAACAUUUUACUUGAGAUAAAAGAUCUGACUGUAGAUGACAGCGCUGUUUAUAUCUGUGGAAUAGCAUUUUCAGACUCAGAUUCACCCCUUUCUAAACAAACAGGAGAUGGAACAGUACUAACAGUAACAGGAUCAGGGAAGCAGCACAGCAAUGGAAAAUUCAUCUCCAUGAUCAUCGUGUCGUCCUUACUGUUCCUGUACAGCUCUGCUGUGCUCACUUCCUUUGUGCUCUACAAGUUAAAACCAAAGUUGCUAAAGAAAAGUGGGAAAGACCAAACAACAGAGAACUGUAAAAUAAAUAGCAGCCGAAAAAUUUUUCAAGCAAUUGCUCAAGAACUUCAAAGGCAGAGAUAUGCUCAACACUGCCAACACCCUGAUGAUUUGGAAGAUGACACUGUUUAUCAGAACAGAUGAGCACGUGCAGCACUUCAGAUUUGUUCAACAGUUCUCCUGCAAGCAAAGGAGCAAGGUGAGGAAGUUAAGCUUCUUCACAGACUUCCUUUGCCUUAAAAGGAGAGGAGAAAACCUUGCAAGGCAGUGUUCUUUGGGAGUAUUUUCUAAACAGAUCACCAGAACCAAGUGCAUUGUACCUUAUAUCUGUUUUACAAAUUCCAUUUUCCAUUUCCAAGAACCCUGGGAAAAGACUUCAUCUUUUAAUGAUAACU
Messenger RNA from Hirundo rustica (Barn swallow), 985 nucleotides. RefSeq names its product immunoglobulin superfamily member 6 (gene IGSF6). NCBI's taxonomy places the organism in Eukaryota, Metazoa, Chordata, Aves, Passeriformes, Hirundinidae. The coding region runs from base 33 to 734 and encodes 233 amino acids. The record is from RefSeq and is a predicted model, not a curated record. The transcript is spliced from 6 exons.